Messenger RNA from Zootoca vivipara (common lizard), 4779 nucleotides. It is a transcript of the gene FBXO7, whose product is annotated as F-box protein 7. Gene Ontology annotation, molecular function: protein kinase binding. The record is from RefSeq and is a predicted model, not a curated record. Gene Ontology annotation, biological process: positive regulation of autophagy of mitochondrion. NCBI's taxonomy places the organism in Eukaryota, Metazoa, Chordata, Lepidosauria, Squamata, Lacertidae.
CGCUUCAACCAACCAAAACCCCGAACAACAACAACAACGGCACCCAGAAGCCCCCGCGCCCGCAGUGGCUUCUUCCUCCUCCUCCGUCGUCGCUGCCGCUGAGGGCCCUGCUUCGUCUCCUGCAGGGAAAGGCUCGCCGCUAUGAAGCUCCGCGUGCGGUUGCUGAAGCGAACGGUUCUGCUGGAGUUGCCAGGGGAGGAGCCAACUCUGGGGGACCUGCGCGCGCACAUCUGCCAGACGUUCUUGCCCUCUUGCGGUUACAGUUCUGAUUCCAAGGUUGUAAUAACCUUGAACAAGAAAGACUCCCUCACAGGAGAGCAGGAAACCCUAACAUCGUUGGGGGUUGUUUCCGGAGACUUGAUAUGUUUGGUGUUAGAAGAGGCUGAUGCUGCACCCAGAUUACCUGCAUCUAUUUCCUCAUCUGUGCUUCCAUCACAGAAUCAUGAAUCAUCACCAUCUACUUCAGAUCCAUGCCAAAGCUGGCCCAGGAGCCCAGAUAGUGAAAAAAGCAACAGGCACGUAGCAGACCAUAAAGUCCAAGAUGAUGUCCAAAUGAGUGACAGUACGGCAGAAUCCAGCCAGGAGUUUGCUUCAGAGACUGUCUCAGGUGACCUUGACAUUCCAGAAGCUGUUGGUUCCUACCCUUCAGAGCCAAUGCUUUGCUCUGAAGCUACAGACGGGCAAGUGCCGCACUCACUUCAGACCCUCUACGACACUGCAGAGUGUACCAGUGCCAACGAUGCCUUGAUUGUUUUGAUACACCUUAUCAUGAUGGAGACGGGUUACAUACCUCAAGGGACGGAAGCAAAGGCAACAUCAAUGCCUGAGAACUGGAGAAGCAAAGGUGUUUAUAAGCUGCAGUAUACCCACCCCCUCUGUGAAAAUGGAUUUGCUGCACUUACUUGUGUGACUUUGGGGAACCUUAUUGUUGUCAACGUAAUGUUAAAGAUUGCUGAUGACAUCAAAAGUGUGAAGAGGCUGCAGCUUCUGCCAACAUCAUUCAUUUGUUUUGAGAACUCGGCGAAUGUUGCAGGAAUAUAUAAGGAUCUUCAGAAGCUAUCACGUCUCUUUAAAGAUCGGCUGGUGUACCCUCUUCUGGCUUUUACCCGGCAAGCUCUGAACCUCCCAGAUGUGUUUGGCUUGGUGGUCCUUCCACUGGAACUGAAACUAAGGAUUCUCCGACUCCUGGAUUUCCGCUCACUUUUAUCUUUGUCUGCUGUUUGCCAUGACCUCUAUGCUGCUUCAAAUGAUCAACUACUGUGGAGAUUUGUGUACCUGCGGGAUUUUAGAGAUCCUGUUACCAGCCCCCGAGAUACAGACUGGAAGGAACUCUACAAGAAAAAAUGGAAGCAGAGGAAGGAAGCCCUGAGGUGGCGACACAUGAUGUAUCUACCCCCUCUCCUUCCUGUGCCACUUCAUCCUAACUCGAUAUAUCCCAAUCCUUUCCUUCCCAAUCCUCUUUAUCCCCCAAUGAUCAUUGGUGGUGAAUAUGAUGAAAGGCCAUCAGCUCCAUAUAUUGUAGACCCGAUCCACUCCCUCUUUUCUGGCCCUAUGGAGCUUCCUCAGCUUUCUCCCUUAGAUCCAUUCCUUACUUUCAGGCAACACCUUGAUUCACUUCCAGAUCCUUACCCCACACUCCCAGGAAGAGGCAGUCGGGCCCGUCCGAUUGAUAACCGCCGUGGAUUCAUGUGACUGCAGCUUGGCUUUUAGGGCUUUAAACAUACCUGCUCAUGGGUUUGCUUUCGCACUGUAGGAUAUUUCAGCUACAGGGUUCAGAUGUCUGGUUGUCGUUGUUUUUAAUUAUGGCAGUGCAUAUGUACUAUGAGAUCUUGAUUCUGGGGGUUUGGGCUCAACGCCAUGCAAAUGACCAGUGCUGCCUCCCUUGGAACUGGAGGGACUUUUCUGAAAGAACUUUGUGGAAAACUAAUUCUUUUUGUUACCAUCUGCAAACUGCUUCUUAGAAAGCAAAAGGUGGUUGGCCUUAGCUACAUCAGAUAAAGAGCACUUUAAACACAAAGCAUUAUGUUGGUCUGGACUGUCUUUUUCUUUAAAUAGGUCUGUUAAAUCGAUGUGGUGGAGAUUUCCCCCAAAUAGCUGGCCUGAUUAGAUUUCUCUUCCAUGAGAGAACUUCCUGUUUUAUGCAACAUCUGACAUAUGGAAAGCCCAUGGCCCCCAAAAUGUAUCUGAUUUUAUUCGCCUUCAGACACCACCUGUUGCUAAGUCUUUUUCUCUUUUUUAUUACUUGAAAAGCAAACUUGGUGUUCAGAACUUCAAUGCACAAACAAUACAAGGUAAAAAUGUUUUUUGUAUACACUUGAAAGAAUAAAACAUUGAACAGUUUCAACUACAGACAGUUGAAUAUAACAUGCUACAAUGCAACCUAGAAACUAACCAUGAGUAAGAAAGAAUGCCAAAAACUGACAAAAAGACACUGCCUUCGUGUGUUGAAUGAUUCUUCUACCAAGAAAGAACUUUUAAGGGCAUUAUAAAAUGACAGAACUGACUCUGUACAAUCAAAUAUGGUGAGCACUGUGUGGCUUGUACUAGAGGUGAAUGAGCCCAAGACUUAUUUUCACUAAUUGUAAGCAAAGGGAUAUUUGCAAAAAUACUUAGUUGUGGCUUGUUUUAUAUGUUUGCAUACACAACUGACAGGACGUAAAAGAUGUAACUAUCCAUAGAGCCAGUCAACCUGAUUUGUGUUCAAAGAAUCCCAAGAGUAAAGGCGGCGUAUGGCUAGAAAAAAGGAUUGGCUGGUAAGGGGAAAUUAAUUACAGGUGAUUAGAUUAAGAAAAACCAAUGUUUUCAGCUGAUUCAGAUGCACUGAUUAAUAUGCCAAUUUACUUUAAAGUCCCAAGUUUUUGUUUGAUUGGGUUAAAAUAAGGCUUCACAUAAUGCUGUGAGAGAGAAAGAAAGCAUAGGUUUUUGACUGAUUGCAGCUUUAGAUACACAUCCCCGAAUGGUAUGGUUUCUGGGUGUGUAUAGAAUGUGUACUCUGUUAAGAAUGAGGUUUCUAGUUUAGUUGUACAGUAUUGCUUUUCACUUCACUAAGCUUGCUCUAGCAAUUGACCAAAUAAGCUUUAGGGAUGUCACAGUAUUUCUAAGCAUGCUGUGUUAAAGGUUAGAUACUUAGUUCUUGUGAAGCUUUGUUAGAAUCAUAGAGUUGGAAGAGACCACAAGGGCCAUCCAGUCCAACCCCCUGCCAAGCAGGAAACACCAUCAAAGUGUUGAGUCAGUGCGCUACUGGAUUGUAACUUGUGAGCACAGAUUUAUACUUAAUGUUAGCAUAUAAUGGGGUAAAGUGCCAUAAGCAACUUACAAUGUUUUCAGUUGAGAACAUGCCCAAACUAGUGCUUUAAUAUAGCAGUAGAGUUCUGAUGUGCUACCAAACAACAAGUGCCUUCUAGAUACACUUCUAAGAGUCUUCUGGUAUAGUGGCAGGCUUCCACCAGGCCUAUCUGUUGCUCCAUACACUGGGCGUAGAUAAAAUUGAAGGGCUUUCUCUUUAGCAAUACCAUUCCAUUGGUGUAGUUUGCCUCCCCCCCCCCCCUUUUGAUAAGGUGGCCUGUUGGUGGGAGGGGUAAUUUAUAAUUUCUAUAGCAGCCCUUUCUGCACUGAAUAAUAUGUGAAUUAUUGUAUCGUUUUGAGGUAGGUUAAAAUACAGUAACUUGCUUGAAAUGGAUCUCAACACUCCCGUGCAGGGAACACCCCGCACUAGCAAUCUCCAGAGGACACGACUGUUCUGAUUUCGGCUUCUGUAUUCAUAAAAUUUUUGAGGUCAAAAGGUCUAAGAAGCUCAGUCAAGGGAUAGAAUAGUCAGAGUUAUAUUGCUGCCCUCUGUGACAUUGCAAAGUUGGAGUUAGACAUGGCUUUGUUGGAAAGAUGUUUUGAAGAAAAUAAAGCCUUUGAGAUCAGGCCAUUAUGAGCAUUGAGCCCAGCAUAACAUAGGCUAGUGCUGUGCCUGACCAGACAACACAAAACCUUCCUUUAUAAACAGCAAGUUUCUGGAUCCUAGCCAUUCAUAUUUCCAAGUGCUGAAUUAUUCUUCAAAGCCUCAAUGCAAUCCAGAUUGCUGCUAAAAUUAAAAUGCUUGUGAUGGCUGUUGCUUUGUUUAGUGUUUCCCCAAUGUAAUGUGAUGUACCAUAUGGCAGACUUUGCAGAGUGCAUGAAAAGUAGCACCAGAACUGAGACCUGUGGGCUUGGCUAUUAGUAAUGGUUUGCAGGAGAAUUGCAUAUUCAGCUUGUUUUAAAAGUGAGUGAGCCACACGUUAGGAUUAGUGAGCUGCAUGUGUGGUGUGACUUCAUGCAACUUCAAUCUAAUUUAGAGUGCUGAAAUGGGAAGUGAUGUACUUUGUGAUAGCCUCAUCAAAGAUUUCCAAUUGUAUCCAAUUCCAAAGUAUCUUAAAAUAAAUUAAGACUGUUUUAUAUUGUAGUGAACUGGAAAUGCACUUUAAAUUACAGUUGUAAGCAAGCAAAGACUUGCAUAUUUUUUCCACCUGUGGUUGGUGCACUAACAUGAAAUUGCAUUUAGGUAUUUUAACUCAUUCCCUGGGAUCCGUCCAAAGAAGCUGUCUGUUCUAGCUCCAAUCUGAGAAGCUUGCAAUGCUAAUAUGCUAUGUCCCCGGAUGUGUUGGAUCUCCCAUCCAAAGGUUUGACAGCUGUCAAACACUUUAGCAGGUCCCUGAAAAUUGCUCUGCUUCUUUUUAUUAAUGUGUUUGGGACAUGGUUAACAAUUCUGUAAGGUUUUUAUUUUUUUUAAAUCUGCCAACCAAGAAGAUGUCA